AUGGAGGAGUCUCUGUACGACGAGUUCGGCAACUACAUCGGCCCGGAGCUGCGCAGCAGCGAGGACGACAAUGACGGCGACGUGGACGACGCCGGACGGCACGUGGACACUUUGACGCUGCAGGACGCGCACAUGGAGGACGGCGAGUCCGCCAUCGUCCUCCACGAGGACAAGCAGUACUACCCGGAGGCCAGCGAGGUCUUCGGGGACGCCGAGACGCUCGUGAUGGAGGAGGACGCGCAGACCAUCGAGACGCCCAUCAUCGAGCCCGUCAAGACCAAAUCCUUCUCGGUGCUGGAGCAGAAAGUGCCCCAAACGACCUACUCGACCCAGUUCCUCGCCAGCCUCAUGGACCACCCGCAGCUCGUGCGCCACGUCGCAAUCGUUGGAGACCUCCACCACGGCAAGACGCUGUUCACGGACCUGCUGGUGCAGCAGACGCACGUGGACAGGUGGGACCCCGCCACGGAGAAGCGCUACACGGACACGAGGAAGGACGAGCAGGAGCGCAAGCUCAGCAUCAAGAGCGCGCCCGUGUCGCUCGUGCUGCCCACGGCCAGGGGCAAGCACUACCUGCUCAAUGUGCUGGACUGUCCGGGUCACGUCAACUUCUCGGAUGAGACGACGGCGGCGCUGCAGGUCGCGGACGGAGCGGUGCUGGUCGUGGACGCCAUUGAAGGCGUCAUGAUGAACACGGAGAGGUUGGUGAAGGCGGCGUUGCGCGCGAAUGUGGCGAUUGUGUUGGUGGUGAACAAGGUGGAUCGGCUGAUUAUUGAGCUCAAGCUGCCGCCGGCCGACGCGUACUUCAAGCUGCUGCACACGAUCGAGGAGGUGAACGCCAUCAUCGACGCCAACACGCCGGCGAACCAGGAGAAGCAGCGGUUGUCGCCGGAAGUGGGCAAUGUGUGCUUUGCGUCCGGUCAGCAUGGAUGGAGCUUUACCCUGGAGUCGUUCGCGCAGAUCUACGCAGAUACGUACCCGGGUGUUCCGCCGUCGGCUUUGGCUGCGCGCUUCUGGGGCGACAAGUAUUUCAACCCGCAGACGCGCACGUUCACCAAAAAAUCGCCGUACCCUGGUGCUCUGCGGUCGUUCAUCCAGUUCGUCCUUGAGCCGCUCUACAAAAUGUACUCGAAGGUGCUGAACGGUGAUCCGAAGGAGCUGUCGGCGUCGCUGCGUGCCUUGGGUCUGCGCUUGAGGAAGGAGGAACUGAACCUGAAUCCGCGCCCGCUGCUGAAGCUGGUGCUGGGCAAGUUCUUCGGCAACGUCACGACUGGAUUCAUGGACAUGGUGGUGAACCACGUCCCGUCGCCGCUUGUGACGGCGAAGACCAAGCUGGAGAAUAUUUACACAGGCAACCAAUCGUCCGAAUUGAGCAUCGUUCGCGGCAUCCAGAACUGCGACCCCAAGGCGCCGUUGAUGGUCAACAUUGUGAAGCUGUACUCGUCGCCUGACGGCACCACGUUCAGUGCGUUCGGCCGUGUGUACUCGGGUGAAGUCCGUGAUAACCAGGAUGUGAAGGUGCUGGGAGAAGCCUACAGCGCUGAAGACGACGAGGACAUGUGCACGCGGAGUAUCGAGAGCGUCUGCAUUGCGCAGGGACGCUACAAAAUCCAGGUCAACCGCAUCCCGGCAGGUAACUGGGUGAUGCUCGAGGGCGUCGACGCGUCGAUUACGAAGAGCGCCACGAUCACAGACGCCGACGAGGACCUUCUGCAGGACGAGGAGGUCGGCAUCUUCCGACCCAUUAACAUCGCAUUUGGCACCACGUCCGUGAUGAAGCUGGCUGUCGAGCCGCUGAACCCGGCGGAGCUGCCCAAGAUGCUCGAGGGUCUGCGUAAAAUCAGCAAAAGUUACCCGCUUGUGCGGACGAAGGUGGAGGAGAGCGGUGAACACGUGAUCCUCUGCACCGGCGAGCUGGCUGCCGACUGCAUCCUUCACGACCUGCGGAGAAUGUACUCGGAAAUUGAAAUCAAGGUGGCAGACCCCGUCGUCGCCUUCUCCGAGACUGUGGCUGAGACGUCUUCUGUACAGUGCUUUGCGGAGACGCCCAACCAGAAGAACAAGAUCAUCAUGAUUUCCGAGCCGCUGGACGCGAGUCUCGCACAAGAUAUCGAAGCGGGUGCUAUCAAACUGGACAUGAGCAAGAAGGACGUGGCCAGCUUCUUCCAGACCAACUACAAGUGGGAUGCGCUUGCAGCUCGCUCCGUAUGGGCGUUUGGACCUGAAAGCAACGGGCCCAACGUGCUGCUUGACGACACUCUGUCCACUGAGGUGAACAAGUCGUCCCUCAACAUGAUCAAGGAUAGCAUCGUGCAGGGUUUCCAGUGGAGCUGUCGCGAGGGCCCUCUGUGUGACGAGCCGAUCCGCAACACCAAGUUCAAGAUCCUGGACGCUACGAUCGCCUCGGAGCCGAUCCACCGCGGCGGUGGCCAGGUGAUCCCGACCUCCCGCCGUGUGGCCUACUCCGCGUUCCUGACCGCCACCCCGCGCAUGCUCGAGCCCAUGUACGCGCUCGAGAUCCAGUGCCCCGCCGACACGGUGUCCUCACUGUACCAGGUGCUGAGUCGCCGCCGUGGCCACAUCACACACGACGCUCCCAAGGCUGGUUCGCCGCUGUACACGGUGCGCGGCUUCGUGCCGGUGAUCGAGUCGUUCGGCCUGGAGACGGACCUGCGCGUGUUCACACAGGGCCAAGCCUUCAUCACACAAGUGUUCGACCACUGGGCCGUGGUCCCUGGCGACCCGCUGGACACGAGCGUCGUGCUGCGUCCGCUGGAGCCCGCGCCCGUGAACGACCUGGCGCGCGAGUUCAUGGUCAAGACGCGGCGCCGCAAGGGCCUGAGCGAGGACGUGAACGUGAGCAAGUACUUUGACGAGCCCAUGCUGCGCGAGCUGGCGCGGCACGAGAUCGAGCUGCAGAACCUCAUCUAG
Messenger RNA from Phytophthora sojae, 2931 nucleotides. RefSeq lists its product as hypothetical. NCBI's taxonomy places the organism in Eukaryota, Oomycota, Peronosporomycetes, Peronosporales, Peronosporaceae. Gene Ontology annotation, molecular function: translation elongation factor activity; U5 snRNA binding; GTPase activity. Gene Ontology annotation, cellular component: U2-type catalytic step 2 spliceosome; U4/U6 x U5 tri-snRNP complex; cytosol. The transcript is spliced from 6 exons. The record is from RefSeq and is a predicted model, not a curated record. Gene Ontology annotation, biological process: mRNA splicing, via spliceosome. Bases 1 to 2931 code for a protein of 976 amino acids.